This is a messenger RNA of Tympanuchus pallidicinctus (lesser prairie-chicken), 2450 nucleotides long. Its product is annotated as radial spoke head protein 6 homolog A-like. Lineage: Eukaryota; Metazoa; Chordata; Aves; Galliformes; Phasianidae. Gene Ontology annotation, biological process: cilium movement involved in cell motility; axoneme assembly; cilium assembly. Gene Ontology annotation, cellular component: axoneme; radial spoke. Bases 329 to 2317 code for a protein of 662 amino acids. The transcript is spliced from 7 exons. The record is from RefSeq and is a predicted model, not a curated record.
GCCGGGCCGGAGCCCCCUGCAGACCAACAGGAGCGAAGAGCAGCUCGGGCAGCCGCUGAACAGAGGGAACCGCCCGCCCAGCGGGAACGGCAGCAGGCGCGGAAGCCCUCCCCUUGUCCGGUUAACCGUCCGAAGCAGCUCCAGCGAUUUCAUCGGCUUUCCCUCAGGGCCGCCGUUCCAGAGCCGGCCGGCGGGGACAAACGUCAGUCCCCGGCCGAGAGCAGAGGCCAGCGGCCGGCCCACCCCUUCCGGCAACGGCUGCCCUGGCAACGGCUGCCGCUACACCUCGGCCGUGAGCGAGGCUGAGGGGCUGCUGAGGCGUCUGGCCAUGGCCGAGCCUGGCGGGGAGCCUGAACAGAGCCCCCGGCUACCCCAGGGGGGCCCUGGGCGGCUGCCUUCUGAGCACUCUCAACCCGGAGGACAAUCUUACCGGCCUCAGCAGUUAGAACCGGGAGCAGCUUCCAAGUACCAGGAGGGAGCAGAAGAAAGCUCUUACAAGCAACAUGUGCCAGACAUAAACUUCAGUCAGAUACACACACUGGGACAAGACUCUCAUCAGGCACAGGAGGUAAGCGUGUAUCAGACAUACCCGCUAGGAACUCAGGAACCAAGAGGUGCCUAUCAGACAUACGGCGGACGUGAUCGCUACCAAGCCUAUGAACGUGAGCACGGACCUUAUUUACCACAUGAACCAGGCUAUGGACUAUAUCAGCCAGGCUACGGUCCAUAUGAUGAUCAAACACCAGAUCCUGAACACCGAAUGCUGGCAUGUCAGAAUGCAAAAGCCUAUUUGCUGAAGAGCAGCAUAACAUCCGGCCUGAACUUAUAUGAUCAUCUUGUUAAUGUGCUAACAAAAAUCCUGGAUGAACAGCCCACGGAUCCAGUAGACAUACUUGAGAACAUUAGCAAGGAUUUGAAGGCAGCUCAGUUUCAGAAAAAAAUGGAUACUCUUCGAGACGAACAUGAGAUUCUUCCAUCAUUUGAAUCUGCAGAAAUGCGCAGAAACUUGUUCCUCAAGUCAGAUGGAGGAGAUGAAGAACAAGAAGAAGAGCUAGGAGGGACUCCUCUACCUAACAUGAUGGAAACAGCCUUUUAUUUUGAACAGGGUGGAAUUGGCUUGAGCAGAGAUGAAACCUAUCUCAUAUUUCUUGCCCUUAAAAAACUUGUUAGUGUUCAGCCAAUCCAGACCUGUCGCUUCUGGGGCAGAAUUCUGGGCCGGGAGAAGAACUAUAUUAUAGCUGAAGUUCAGUACCGUGAGGGGGAAGAGGAGGAGGAAACAGAAGAGGAAGAGAUUAUUGACGAAGGAGACAAAAGAAUGGAUUUGGUCGAAGAUGAAGAUGAGGAAAAAGAAACAAGUGAACCACCAAAGUCUACCUAUAAGCCCCCACCUGUCAUUCCAAAAGAAGAAAAUGGAACUGGGGCUAAUAAAUAUGUCUACUUUGUUUGUAAUGAGCCAGGCGAGCCCUGGGUGAAGUUGCCUCCAGUGACACCAGCACAGAUUGUCUGUGCCAGGAAAAUCAGGAAGUUUUUCACUGGUAGGCUUGAUGCUCCCAUUGUGAGCUUCCCUCCUUUCCCUGGAAAUGAAGCCAAUUACCUGCGUGCACAGAUAGCUCGGAUCUCAGCAGGAACUCAUGUCAGUCCCCUUGGAUAUUACCGGUUUGCAGAGGAAGAAGGAGAUGAAGAUGAGGAAGGGGGAGGAGGAAGAAAUGACUAUGAAGAAAACCCUGAUUUUGAACCUCUUUCUGCAUUUGAAAUGGUGGAGUCUCUGUCUACGUGGGUACACCAUGUACCGAGUAUUUUAAAGCAGGGUCGCUGUGUUUGGUUUAACCCUUUACAAAAAACAGAGGAAGAAGAAGGUGAAGAGGAGGAGGAGGAGAAGGAUGAGGCGCCAGAUGAACUACAGCAAGAAAUAGGACCUCCUCUUCUCACUCCACUCUCUGAAGAUGAAGGAAUUCAAAACAUCCCUGCUUGGACAGCUUCACUUUCUCCAAAGCUGACCCCUCAAUAUGCUGUUGCAAUCCUUCGGUCAAACCGAUGGCCUGGAGCAUAUGCUUUUGCAUGUGGCGCGAAAUUCGGCAAUAUCUACUUUGGCUGGGGGCACAAAUACAGCCUGGGAAACCAUACACCUGCACUGCCUCCACCUGUGCAGCCUGAGUACCCCGAUGGGCCGGAGAUCAGGGAGGCCGCAGACCCCACGGUGCAAGAGGAGCUGGCUUUCAAGGCAGCACAGGAACAAAAAGCUCUAGAAGGCAUGGAAGGAGAGGAGGAAGAGGAGGAGGAAGAAUUUGAGGAAGGUGACGAGGAGGAGGAUGAUUAAAAUAGAGGGAGAAAAAAUGCUUCAAAAAUUCAAACGCUAGUUUAAUAGGAGGACGAUUAAAAUACAGAGGAAAAAAAAACGUUUUAAAAGUUUAAACGUUAGUUUAUUAGUGUAAUAAAGCAACUGCAAAGUA